Molecule: messenger RNA, 178 nt
Organism: Dentiscutata erythropus
Lineage: Eukaryota; Fungi; Glomeromycota; Glomeromycetes; Diversisporales; Gigasporaceae
Source: the annotation of a GenBank genome assembly
AUGCCACUAUCUAUUCUAGCAAUGUUACCUGGCUUUAAUUCUUUUAUGUAUCUCUAUACAAUUCCUACUCCAUUAUAUCAUAAUGGCGCAUAUACAGGUUUUACAGAAUUUUUUAAAGAGUAUGAGAUUUUAGUAGAUCAUAUAAAAUAUUUAACAGAUGAUCAAUUAGAUAAAUUAG